This is a messenger RNA of Tachyglossus aculeatus (Australian echidna), 4024 nucleotides long. It is a transcript of the gene PCDH8, whose product is annotated as protocadherin 8. Gene Ontology annotation, biological process: homophilic cell-cell adhesion. Gene Ontology annotation, cellular component: plasma membrane. Gene Ontology annotation, molecular function: calcium ion binding. Lineage: Eukaryota; Metazoa; Chordata; Mammalia; Monotremata; Tachyglossidae. The record is from RefSeq and is a predicted model, not a curated record.
GGUCCGGCGGCAUCCCCGUCCGCGGGGUAGACGAGGGAAGGAGGCGCGCCUGCCCGAAGUCUAUUGAUGAGGGGCUCGGAAGUCGCGAAGUCCACACACCGUAAUCGCAAGGAACGGUUUUCUUCGGCCCGACCUUCGAAAGAGCGGCCCGAGGCAGGGGGCAUGGCUGUCUUCCGACGACGAGGGGGCCGCCCCUGCCCAGUGGCCCUGGCGGGGGUCUGCCUCUGCUGGCUCCUGUCGCUGGCCCGGGGCACGACGGUGAAGUACGGCAUCGACGAGGAGGCCGCCCCGGGCACGGUGAUCGGCACCCUGGGCGAGGAGCCGCCCCUGGGGGCGGGCGGGUCCGGCUUCCGCCCGAUGCCGGCCCUCAACGGGUCCCUGCUGCGCCUGCGGGAGCGGGACGGGCGGCUGACGGUCGGGGAGGGCGGGCUGGACCGGGAGCGGCUGUGCGGGCAGGCCCCGCGCUGCACGCUGGCCUUCGACGUGGUGCGGCUGGACGGCGGUGGCGGCGGGGCCUCGCGGCUGGUGCACGUGGAGCUGGAGGUGCGGGACAUCAACGACCACCCGCCCCGCUUCCCGCGGGCGCGGCUGCCGGCGGUGGAGGUGUCGGAGAGCGCGGCGGUGGGCACCCGCGUCCCGCUGGAGGUGCAGGCGCUGGACGAGGACGUGGGCGCCAACGGGCUGCAGGGCUUCCGCCUGUCGGAGCCGCGCGGGCCCUUCGGCGUGGAGCUGCAGGCGCGGGCGGACGGCGCCAAGCGCGCCGACCUGGUGCUGCUGCGCGAGCUGGACCGGGAGCGCCAGGCCGCCUACAGCCUGGAGCUGGUGGCGCUGGACGGGGGCAGCCCCCCGCGCUCCGCCUCGGCCGCGCUCAGCGUCCGCGUGCUGGACGCCAACGACCACAGCCCGGCCUUCGCGGGGCCGGCCGCGGCGGCGGCGGGCGGGGGCGGCGGCGGCCCCGGGGCGGUCACGGUGGAGCUGGCGGAGGACGCGGCCGUGGGCGCCCUGCUGCUCGACCUGGACGCGGCCGACCCGGACGAGGGCCCCAACGGCGACGUGGAGUUCGGCUUCGGCGGGCGCACGCCGGCCGAGGCGCGGCGCCUCUUCCGCCUGGACCCGCGCUCGGGCCGCCUCACGCUGGCGGGGGCCCUGGACUUCGAGCGCCGCCGGACCUACGAGCUGGACGUGCGCGCGCAGGACCGCGGCCCCGCCCCGCGCGCCGCCACCUGCCGCGUCGUCGUGCGCGUCCGCGACGUCAACGACAACGCGCCCCGCCUCGCCGUCACCCCGCUGGCCCUCGACGACGCGGCGGCGGCGGCGGCGGCGGAGGAGGGGCGAGGCGAGGACGCCGCCGCCGCCGCGCUCGCCCCCGACGGCGAGGACGACGCCGCCGCCGCGCUCGUGCCCGAGGGCGAGGCGCGCGACCGGCUGGUGGCGCUGGUCAGCGCCUCCGACGGGGACUCGGGCGCCAACGGGCAGGUGCGCUGCGCCGUGUCCGGGCACGAGCACUUCCGCCUGCGGCCCGCCCACGCGGGCGGCUACCUGCUGGUCACGGCCGCGCCCCUCGACCGCGAGCGCAUCGCCCGCUACAACCUGACGCUGGUGGCCGAGGACCAGGGCGCGCCCCCGCUGCGCACCGUGCGCCCCCUGGUCGUGCGCGUGGCCGACGCCAACGACAACGCGCCGCUCUUCGCGCGCCCCGUCUACGACGUGGCCGUGCGCGAGAACAACGCCCCCGGCGCCCACCUGGCCACCGUGGCCGCCCGCGACCCGGACCUGGGCCGCAACGGCCGGGUCACCUACCGCCUGCUGGAGGCGAGGGCCGGCCGGGGCGGCGAGGCCGCGUCCGCCUACCUGUCGGUGGACCCGGCCACGGGGGCCGUGUACGCGCUGCGGAGCUUCGACUACGAGGCCAUGCGGCGGCUGGACGUGCUGGUCCUGGCCACGGACGGCGGGUCCCCGCGGCUGUCCGGCAGCGCCCUGGUGCAGGUGCGCGUGCUGGACCAGAACGACCACGCGCCCGUGCUGGUGGCCCCGCCGACGGCCAACGGCUCCCUGGAGGUGGCGGUCCCCGGGCGCGCGGCGCGGGCCACGGCGGUGGCGCGCGUGCGCGCCCGCGACGCGGACGAGGGCGCCAACGGCGAGCUGGCCUUCGCCCUGCUGCGGCAGGAGCCCCGCGAAGCCUUCGCCAUCGGCCGCCAAACCGGGGAGAUCGUGCUGGUGGGGGACCUGUCGCGGGAGCCCCCGGGCCGCGUCUUCCGGGCGCUGCUGGCCGUGUCGGACGCCGGCCGGCCGCCGCUGUCCACCACGGCCACGGUCCGCUUCGUGGUGACGGCGGGCGGCGGCCAGGCCGGGCCCGGGACCGCCCGGCCGGACCCCGAGCGCCCCGCGGCCCCGGGAGGGCGCGGCCGGGGCGGGGCGCUGCAGUGGGACACGCCGCUCAUCGUCAUCGUCGUGCUGGCCGGGAGCUGCACGCUGCUCCUGGCCGCCAUCAUCGCCAUCGCCGCCACCUGCCACCGCCGCAAGAAGGAAGGGCGCAAAGGCGGCGGCGGCGGCGGUCCCCGCCUGGACGAGCGACCCGCCGGCGGCGGCGGCGGCGGCGGCGGCGGCGGCGGCGGCGACGACGACGGCUCCUCCUCCUCCUCCUCGGCGGCCUCCACGCCCCCGGGCCGGCCGGCCCCCGGGGCCUCCGGGUUCGACGUCCCGGGCUUCGCCGGCGGCCUCGCGGCCGAGAGCGCCCUGCCCGCCCCGGCCGGAGGGCCCGCAGCCGAGGGCGGCGGCGACCACCCCCACCACCACCGGGCUCCCGCCCUUCACUCGGAGGGGCCGAAGCGGCUCCGGGGAGCGCGCGCCGAGCCGUCCGCUUCAGCCCCCGGGUUGGGGAAGGAGCCGGGCCCGCCCGGGCCCACCUGGAAGGGGCACUCGUUCAACACCAUCUCGGGUCGGGAGGCGGACAAGUUCAGCGGAAAAGACAGCGGCAAAGGGGACAGCGAUUUCAACGACAGCGACUCCGACAUCAGCGGGGACGCCUUGAAAAAGGAUCUCAUCAAUCACAUGCAAAGUGGACUGUGGGCUUGUACGGCCGAGUGUCGGAUCCUGGGCCACUCGGACCGCUGUUGGAGCCCCUCCUGUGGCCGAACCAACGCUCACCCUCCUCCUCCCCCCCCCUUCGCUCCGUUGUCCACCUUCUGUAAGAGCACCUCCUUGCCUCGCGAUCCCCUACGCCGGGACAACUUCUACCAAGCUCAGCUGCCCAAGACGGUCGGGCUGCAGAGCGUCUAUGAGAAAGUGUUGCACAGAGAUUACGACCGGACACUCACACUGCUCUCCCCUCCUCGGGCCGGCCGGCUCCCAGAUCUGCAGGAGAUUGGGGUGCCCGUCUACCAACCUCCACCAGUGAGGUAUCUGUCCCCUCAGACUGGGACCAGUGAAAACAUGUAACCCCCCUCCCUUGCCGCCACCCCCCACUGCAUGCACUCCUACACAUCCAGGGCUUCUCCGAGAGCCCCUAAGUUAUUGACCAGUUUCAGUGUUGUAUAUUUAAAUAUGCAAGAUGUGCCUUAAAAUGAAGUUGUUGGAAAGGAUUUCCAAUCGCAGUACUGUUGGGUAUUCGCAAACGAAAAAUGUUUGUAGUAAAUGUAAUUUUUAUGAAAUGUGCAGUAUUUAAUUUUUUUCUUUUUAACCAGGCUGUUGAUUUGAGUUCACCUGCGGCUUGCCAUUUUCUUAGUGGUUUUUAACCUGUACAUGUGUAAUUAAAUGUUUGUAUAUAUUAAAUUUUGUUAUAUUUUUAUAUAAUAAAAGCGAAAAAUUGAAGUUCAUGCCAAAGGAACGUCCAAGACCCAAAAUCUGACUACAUUAGAAUCACUGAAGGGAAAUGAAUUCUUCACCGUGAACGACCUAGUAUGAGAAGUUUGCCUUGCCAAGUGUGAUUUGUACCAAGUCUGUGAUCGAUUUCAAUUUAAAUGUUAUUCUAUCUAGUUUUCUGUAGACCAUGUCACUUAUGAAUUCACUAAUAAACUGUGAUGUG